AUGGAGAUCUUCGAUUUGACCCAGGACGACUCGCCUGAUGAGCCGGUCCAGUCAGAAGAUGAGGAGAUGGCAUGGGCCAUCAACAUGGUGAUGGAAGUGCAGAACAAUGCACUUGAGGAGGAAGAGGUCUUCUACGACUGCCACAGUGGAGAUGAGGAUGAGCCGCCAAGUACUUCAUCGUUGGAGGAGACAGGGAGCCACGAUGCACGAGCCCAAUGUGAGGACACGGAGUUGGACAUGUUCAGAGUGUGCAUGGUGAAAAGUGUGGCGCCUACAGUCAUUAUGACCCUCGACUCUGGAGCAGAUGUUUCUGUUGCACCUGAGGAGUACUACCAGAUGGGUCAACCAGGACAGCAACGGUCAGUUCAGAUGGUCGAUGCACAAGGAGAGGCCAUCAAAAGUGCUGGGAACCGCAGGUUGAGACUUCAGGCCCACACUCGAAGUGGAGAAAUGGUGGAAUUCGUGGAGCAGUUUGCAUUGGGAGUCGGAGUGACACAUCCAUUGCUAAGCUUUGGUCGACUCCUGAGGCAAGGAUGGGUGCUGUCGCGUGAUCACCAAGGUCUAUGUUUGGAGCACCCUGAGAAGAAGAUGCAGAUCCCGGCCAGGCUCGAAAGGAACUCUCUGGUCAUGGAUGUGAAGGUCUGUGCAAUUCGAGCUGAAGAAGAUGUGGACGAAGAGCAGAAGAAGGAGAUUGAGGCCAUGGCAGCAAACGACAGAGCCCAAGCCAUGAACGAAGGUGAAGAAAGAAAGGAGGAGAAGAAGAUCCCCGAGGAGGCGGAAGCAGAUCGAGGAGUGAAGAGAAGUGCUGAGGAGCAGAUAGAGUUGGAGAGAGUAGCCAAGGAGGAAGACGAGACCUUGGCAGUGAUGAAGGAGCUCUCCGAGCAGGUGGUGACGGAUGAUGAUGUUCAAGUGGAAGAGAACCCCAUGAAGAAGUCAAGACUAAAGGAGAAUGAAGACAUCCCACAACGUUCACCUGGCUACACCACUGAAGAGUCAGGAGGCGAGAUCAUGGUUGAAGGAAGCAGCAGUGAGGAUGGAAGAGUGCAGGAGAAGAUGGCUCGAUGGGAGAAGUGGCGACUGAAGAAGAUUGAAGUCAAGAGCGAGCCAAUGGAGUUGACAGAUAGCCCAAUGGAGGAACUGACGGAGGCCGGACAACACGUGUUCCCUGUUCGAGGAGAAGGGCAUUCAUUGCAGGGCUUCAUUUCAAGAGAGGUAGGCCUAUUGGAGAAGGUGCCGGGAUGGCAUGCUUUGCCAAAUGGGAUAGUGGUGCACUCGAGUCCACAAGCCACCCACUUCCUUGACCCAAGCAUGUCCUUUGGUCCUGAAUGGUGUGGACGCAUGACACUCGUGAAGAAGAAGGACAAUUCAGGUGCUUGGGAGCAGAUCGAAAGCCUAGCGGCAUAUAGGGACACACCAUUGCCUUUCCGAGCCCUACCGGCAGGUCCAAGGUCAGCUUUGACGUUUGUGGCCCCAGGACUGAUUCGGGACUACUUCGUGUUGAACUCAGAGGUCCCAGUGAGCCAGUAUCCACUAUUGAGUGGAGAGCCAUCAUCCUGGCCCGAUGAUGAAAGGGAUGAAGAAGGAGGAGAAUUUCCUAUGCUGGCAGCAGGCAGUGGAGGACGGGCAGAGAUCCUGGAAGAUGUGGAGUUCGUGGAUCCUGACGAGCUGAGAGUGCAGAUCGAUGAAACAUGGUUUGACAAGGAGACAAAGUUGAAAGAUCUUCAGGAGAUCUGCAAGCAGCUCGGAUUGGCCACAUCAGGGUCCAAGACUAAAGUCCUGAGGAGGUUGCAGCGAUUUAAGCAUCAACAGGAGGAGAAGAUGGCAUAUGAAGUUGCACAAAGACUGUUCGCUGAAAGCAGAAGAGAAGCCAUCCCUCUGAAGACACCAAAGUUGCCCUCUCGACAUGAACAAGAAUUGCGCCAGUUGACACAUCUCCCAUUUCAGCCGUGGUGUCAGCAAUGCGUGGCAACAAGAUCGAAAGAGGACCCACGAAUGAAGGAAGAUCAAAGUGACAGGAAAGACAGAGGCCGACCGGUGAUUAGUUUUGACUGUGGGUUCACUUACACGGCCGAUGCGCCAGAAGAGAAGCAAUGGGGCACUGCCUUGUACGUGGCUGAAUCAGAGUCCAAAGCCACGUUGUGCAUUCCCGUACAGGCAAAAGGAAGUGCAUCUUUGAAGCAGGCAGCUGAAGAAGCCACAGGUGAAGAGCAAGUGGAGAAGGAAGCAAAGAUGGUUGGAGAGGAGGUGGCCAUGAGAAUGUACGGACAUGGUCCUAUCACACCAGGUCCUGCUCCAGAAGGCUAUCCAAAGACACCGGCCAGAACGCCUGCAGCUCCAACACCAGCAAGCAAGACACCGGCACUACGAACACCAGUGGUUAUGCCUAUGCCUGCGACACCGGCGCGUUCAGUGCCCAAGACUCCAGCACCAGAGCCGCCAAGAGAAGCCAUGAGUUCAUCCUCAGGUCCAAAGGAGGCACAUCAGAAGGUUCAAGCCGAGGAGAUAGAGGUCCCAAAGCGAAAGAUGGCAAGGUUGCCAAUCCCAGAAGCAAUGCGAGGUGAACCUGCAAGAAACUUCAUGCCAGAAGCAUUGGAUUCUGAAACAAGCCCAAAGAAGCAGAGGUUGGAGGAGAUUGUGGGCAAUCUGGCACCAGUCACCCCGCCAUUGGGCACGAAAAGAGAGUACGCCUUACCCUGGGAUGACGAGGAUGUUGAAAAGAGGAGGAUGAGUCCGAAACGAAGAGUGAACAGCAUCCAAGAAGAUUUUCCAGGUCGAGUUGGAGUGGGGCGUACACGCCACAUUGCAGCUGGUUUGUUGUGGCUUCAACAGAAAGUGGUUGCAAAGGAGUUGAGGAUUACAGGCUUGGUGGAUUCGGCCACUGAUCACCAUGAUCUGUUUGGCAAGCAUUGGGGCCUUGAGCCUGGCACGAAUGGCCAUUGGGGCCAUGAGUUCGUCUUCCAUGAAGAGCCCAUCGAGGAGAAUGAGAAUGAAGGAGCUGUGAAUGUGGUCGCAAGACCGCUUGUGAGAAAUGAGGCAAACACAGAUGAGGUUCAAAGGGCACACCUUUGGCAAAAUGAAGAUGAAGAAAAAGUCAACAUGCAGUGGCAAAUCGUUCGUUUGGAAGUAGCCAUUGCUGAGCAUGAGGAGAAGCUGACAGAUGCCCGACGAGAUCGAGAUCUACAAGCAAGAGAAGUGGUGCGCAUGUACAACAUGUGCUCUGAGCUGCGCUUCGAGCUGGAGAAUGUGAAGGAAGAAAGAGAUGAAGCCAAAAGAAAGGCCAUCAGGUUGGCCGGAACAGAUGAUGAGAAAGCAAUGGAGAUGGAGAGAAUGGCAGAAGACACUGCCAAGGCUUGGGAAGUGGCCGAGCUGUGGAAGAAGAGAUCAAAAGAAACCGAGAACGAAGCAAAGCAGCAGAUGACUGAGUUGCUGCAGAACACACGUUUCACCCUAGAAAGACAACACUGGCACAUGGGAAGGACAAGUACGUGCUACCAUCAUGAAGGAUGUGGGCGCCUGGCCAACAGCGCCACAGUACGAACCAUGAAGCCAUGCACACAUUGCAUUCCAGAUGCUAUAAGGGCGGUGUUAGAUGAGCAGCAAAUUCCUAGAGACACAUAG
Durusdinium trenchii is the source of this 3618-nucleotide messenger RNA. The record is from the annotation of a GenBank genome assembly. Lineage: Eukaryota; Dinophyceae; Suessiales; Symbiodiniaceae.